Messenger RNA from Egretta garzetta (little egret), 4688 nucleotides. It is a transcript of the gene ABCB9, whose product is annotated as ATP binding cassette subfamily B member 9. NCBI's taxonomy places the organism in Eukaryota, Metazoa, Chordata, Aves, Pelecaniformes, Ardeidae. The coding region runs from base 878 to 3268 and encodes 796 amino acids. The record is from RefSeq and is a predicted model, not a curated record. Gene Ontology annotation, biological process: peptide transport; transmembrane transport. Gene Ontology annotation, molecular function: ATP binding; ABC-type oligopeptide transporter activity; ATP hydrolysis activity. Gene Ontology annotation, cellular component: lysosomal membrane. The transcript is spliced from 11 exons.
AGGAAGUCGAGCUUUUUGCUCUUUUCUGUGUCAAUUCAGACCCAGCCCCACCAUCGCUGCUGCCGGUCAGACCCACAGGUGACAGGGAAGGUGGCAUCCCACCCGGGAGCUUCCCUCUGCCACGGGAUGCGGCUGUGGAUUCCCAACCCCCUUUUAAUUUUGUCCUGGGAUUUUUGUUGUGUCAAUUAAUUACACUGUGGGUUUAGUGGGUUACACGAAAAUAGUGUUCAAGGGGGUUGAGGACAGCAAGAUGUGACGGGCUGCUGUUCCUAUGAUGUAUUACUUUUUUGAUGAAGGGGAUCUGUUACAAAGCUGAGCUGCUCUCCCUUCUGCUUUCAUAUGGUUUUGAUUGAGUGCUUGGUUUCUGCUUUGUCCUGAGAAAGGUGGGGAGGGACUCUCAGAUCACAAAUGUCCAGGUUAACACCUACACGGCCCCACAGCACAGGACACCUGAGCUGCACAGAUGUCCCAGCACCACCCAGCUGCUGGGGACCUCAUGGCCCUGCAGCUGCCACAGCAAGCGGGGAUGAAGUUUCCCACUGAGACGUGCAGAUUUCUGCUGUGGGAUUCAGGAUGGGUGCAGGCUUCUGGGAGGGAAGUUUGUCUUCAUUUGUGCUUCUCCUUCUAUGAAAUAUCUUGGAGCAUAUGGAACAGGGGAGGGGAGGAAGGAUAGCAGUGCCUGAGGUCAGGAUGGGCUAUUAGAGAGCUGGCACAGUUGUCCCUCCACCCUGCUUCCCUUUCCCCGCCACCACCUCAGGGCAAAUAACAACCCCAUCCCUUUCUUCUCACCCUGCAGCAGAGGCCAACAUGAUCACGUCCUCCCUGUGCUAGGGCUGCCCCCCACCACCUUGGUGACCCCCCCAGCCCAGCGGCAAGAAUGCGUGCCUGGAAGGCGGUGGCCAGCACGCUGGCGCUCAGCGGGGCUGAUGUGGUGGUCACAACGCUGCUCUACACCCAUGGCCGGGGCGGCCAGGAUGUCCUGCAGGACCUGCAGCACUUCAACAUCUUUAAUUCGCUGCUGGACAUCUGGGGGGGCUGCCUCUACCGCAGCUGCGUGCUGCUGGGGGCCACCAUUGGGGUGGCCACCAACACAGCCUACGGCCCCCGGCGCCUCAGGGCAUCACGGACCUUCAUUGCUGUUGUCUGCCUCCUCAUGGGUAUCUACAUGAUGGUGAAGCUGCUGCUCUACUCGGAGGUGCGGAGGACCAUCAGGGACCCCUGGUUCUGGGGGCUCUUUGCCUGGACCUACGUGGCACUGGCGGCCACCUUCGGGCUGUGGCAGCUGCUGGCCUGUGUCACCUCCUCCCGCGAGGCACUGGGGCCCAGCUCUGAGUCCCGCACCGAGGCAGAGGAGAGCUGUGACGGUGGUGCCCCACGGGACAAGCGGGAGGAGGCAGCAGGUCCCACCAUCCAUAAGCUGCUAUCCUACACCAAGCCGGAUGCCUUCUUCCUGGGCAUCGCCUCCUUCUUCCUUCUCGUGGCUGCACUGGGAGAGACCUUCCUGCCCUACUACACAGGGCUGGCCAUCGAUGGCAUCGUGGUGCAGAAGAGCAUGGACCGUUUUUCCACAGCAGUGCUGGUUAUGUCACUGCUCGCCAUAGGAAGCUCAUUUGCCGCAGGUAUCCGGGGUGGCGUUUUUACACUCAUAUUUGCAAGACUGAACAUUCGCCUUCGCAACUGCCUCUUCAGGUCGCUGGUGUCUCAGGAGAUGAGUUUCUUUGAUGAGAAUCGCACAGGGGAUGUCAUCUCCCGCCUGACAUCGGACACAACCAUCGUGAGUGACCUGGUGUCCCAGAACAUCAACAUCUUCCUGCGCAACGUGGUGAAGGCCACGGGGGUGAUCUUCUUCAUGUUCAGCCUCUCCUGGAAGCUCUCGCUUGUCACCUUCAUGGGCUUCCCCAUCAUCAUGCUGGUGUCUGAUGUCUAUGGGAAGUACUACAAGAAGCUCUCCAAGGAUGUGCAGAACGCCCUGGCCAAGGCCAACAACACCGCUGAGGAGACCAUCUCCGCCAUGAAGACCGUCCGCAGUUUUGCCAAUGAGGAGGCGGAGGCGAACGUGUACUGGCAGAAGCUGCAGCAGGUGUACAAACUCAACAAGCGGGAGGCCAUGGCUUACACCUACUACGUCUGGUCCAGCGGGCUUACCCUCCUGGUGGUCCAGGUCAGCAUCCUUUACUACGGUGGGCAUCUUGUGAUCUCAGGGCAAAUGACAAGUGGAAAUCUGAUAUCCUUCAUCAUUUACGAGUUCGUCUUAGGAGACUGCAUGGAGUCCGUCGGCUCCGUCUACAGCGGCCUGAUGCAGGGAGUGGGAGCUGCUGAGAAAGUGUUCGAGUUCAUCGACCGCAAGCCAACGAUGGUGAACGAUGGUUCCCUGGCCCCAGACCACGUGGAAGGGAAGGUGGAGUUCAGAAAUGUGACAUUUUCCUACCGCACUCGCUCUGCAACACAGGUCCUCCAGAAUGUGUCCUUCACCCUGCACCCUGGCAAAGUGACGGCGCUGGUGGGUCCUUCGGGGAGCGGGAAAAGCUCCUGUGUCAACAUCUUGGAGAACUUCUACCCUCUGCAAGACGGGCAGGUGUUGCUGGACGGGCAUCCCAUUAACAUGUACGAUCACAAGUACCUGCACUCAGUGAUCUCCCUGGUGAGCCAAGAGCCGGUGCUGUUUGCCCGCUCUAUUGCGGAUAAUAUUUCUUACGGCUUAACUUCAGCCUCCUUCGAGUCGGUUGUUCAGGCUGCCCAGAAGGCCAACGCGCAUGCCUUCAUCACGGAGCUACAAGACGGCUACCACACAGAGGCAGGUGAAAAAGGAGCCCAGCUGUCAGGUGGCCAGAAGCAGAGAGUGGCAAUUGCCAGGGCCUUGAUCCGAACCCCCCCCAUCCUAAUCCUGGAUGAAGCCACAAGUGCAUUGGAUGCGGAGAGUGAACAUGCGAUUCAGCAGGCGAUUUACGGCGACUUGCAGAACCACACGGUGCUUGUCAUAGCUCACAGGCUGAGCACUGUCGAGAAGGCACACAACAUCAUUGUGCUGGACAAGGGCCGCGUGGUGCAGCAGGGCUCACACAAGGCGCUGAUGGAAGAAGGAGGCCUUUAUUCCAAGCUGGUGCAGAGACAGAUCCUGGGGCUGGAGGCGGGCGGCGCGGACAGUCGCCAACCCGCAGCCCGGGGGGAUUCGGCGAAGGCACCCAGCGGGCUGGAGGAAGAGUUCAGGAUAGAUCAUUCCCCGCCGGCCGUGGGACAGGACGAUUACAACAGCACGGCUCACAAGUGAGAACAGCGAGGGCCGGCGCUCGAGACGCUUGCUGGGAUGCUGAGACAGGAGGCGGCUUGCCCAUGGGCUCGCGCGCUGCAGAAUGACGCCCGUUUGCUCACCCCACACGCGUCACACACCUGUGCACACACAAACACACACUAUAGAGCUUCCUGCAUUACGGUCCGGCGGGCAGAUGCCAGCUGGCUAAACAGGGAAACGGAUUUAUUCAAGGGAGUUGGGUCUUCAGCAAUUCCCAGUUGUUUCUACUGGGUUUCUUUUCUUACUACCAGUAAUUCCUCUCGACUGGGACUUUUCUCCCAUUGAUAUGCAUGUGUAACUGCUAUUAACUGUAACGGAUGUUAAAUGCAUGCGUGGAGGGGAAGAUUGAAAACCCCUUCAGGAAUUUCAGGGGGUGGCUUUUGUGGCUGGAUAGAAAAACAAGUGACUGUAAAACAAGGCCCUGCUCCCGCUAUCAAUCUAUGGGGCCAAUCCAAAGUCUGCUGAAGUCUGUAGGGAGCUCCCUUGGGCUUCGGUGAAAACUGGAUCGCUCCCACGGGGCUGAAUGCUGGGAGAGUUUUGCACUGAGUGCCUGCAGGCUCAGGCUCACAACCAUUGCUGCUGAGCUUGUAUCGUGUAGUAACCAUUCUUGCUGGAACGAGCCAGGGGACUGGGAGGCAGAUGUUGCUUUCAGAUUUGCUCUUGGUGCUUGGUGGGUGUUUGUUUUUAAGAAUGAAAAGAUUUACCGUAAGUGGGUUAGGUUAUGGGGGGUUUUGGCUUGGGUUUGGUUGGGUUUUUUUUUUUAAAUAUAUUUGUGUGCACUGUGCAAUGUCUGUCUGGCUCCAGCAUCCACUGAAAAUUGGUCUGUUAGUUCAGAAUUUUUUUAACUCACAACCCCGGUGCUGGUUUGAAAAAAACACUACUGAAGACAGGCAUAAAAUACUAAAAGAGAGCACUUUAUAAAUCCCACCAAAGCUUUGUUUGGCUUCAGGCCAUGCGAGGGACUUCACUGCAUGGGAAAUCCAUACGGUCACUUUUACUUGAAGUCCGACUUCAGCUGCCUGAACUUUAAAAUGUGUUUCUUUGAAUAUUAUUUAUUAACUUACUUUUAGUAUGAGGGAUAGAAAGAAAUAUGUUGCUCCUAGCCCUUUUGGGUAAUGGCUCUGGCUUAGUAGUGUUAUCCUGCCAUAGAUUGGUGAAGAAACCUAUGCAGCCAGGCAGGUGCUAUUGAAAAAUAGCGUUUAUAUGGGGAAGAUUGACUUCAGACUGUGCAUAGUGAAGAAAUUAUCUCAAGCACUUUAGCUCUCAUGUUUUCUGAUAUUUGAAUGCUGCUGUGUUUUACUUUUCGGCAGUUUUGCAUUUUUGUUGUUGGUGAUGUUUUGUUUUUUUUUUCAUUUAGUGAUGUUUUACAAACUCUUCAGUGUCCUUGAGGAGGGAUGCU